Messenger RNA from Elaeis guineensis (African oil palm), 1066 nucleotides. RefSeq lists its product as uncharacterized. The record is from RefSeq and is a predicted model, not a curated record. Lineage: Eukaryota; Viridiplantae; Streptophyta; Magnoliopsida; Arecales; Arecaceae.
GAGGGAAGCCUAUAAACCGACACUGGAGAAGAAGAAAAAGAAACACAGAUUGAGAUAGAGACAAAAGAGUACUAAGAAGCAUGUGUAUAGCUGCAUGGAUCUGGCAAGCUCACCCUCUGUACCCACUGAUCCUUCUACUCAACAGAGAUGAAUUCCAUGACAGGCCUACAAAGCCAGUGGCAUGGUGGGGGGAGGGUGAGCAGAAGAUAUUGGGAGGGAGGGAUAUGGUAGCAGGAGGGACAUGGAUGGGGUGCACAAAGGAUGGGAGGCUAGCCUUUGUAACUAAUGUGUUGGAGCCUGAUGCUCUUCCCACUGCCAGGACAAGGGGAGAGUUGCCUAUCAGAUAUCUUCAGAGCAGGAAGAAUCCUCUGGAGUUUGCAGAGGAGAUAGUCAAGGAAGCAGAUGAAUACAAGGGCUUUAAUUUGAUAGUGGCUGAUCUUUGUUCAAAAAUCAUGGUUUACAUCUCCAACAGGCCAAAGGAAGAGUCAAUUUCUGUCCAACUUGUUUCUCCAGGCCUUCAUGUGCUCUCAAAUGCAAAGUUAGAUACUCCUUGGCACAAGGCACAACGCCUUCGCAAGAAUUUCAGAAAACUACUUCAGAAACAUGGUGAGGGGGAAAUUCCUGCAAAAGAUAUUGUUGAAAAGCUGAUGCAGGACACAAGUAAAGCCAAUCAAGAUAGAUUGCCCAAUACAGGCUGUGACCCAGAAUGGGAACUCAAGUUGAGCUCUAUUUUUGUUGAUGUUGAUACCAAACUGGGCCGCUAUGGAACUAGAAGCACAACAGCUUUAUCUGUAAAAACAAAUGGCAAUGUAAGUUUCUAUGAUAAGUAUCUUGAGAGUGGUCGGUGGAAGGAGCACACUGUGGAGUAUCACAUAGAAAGGAUGAAAUAGAUGAACAGAUGCAAAACAAUGGGCCACAGACAGCAACUGCUGGCAACCUUAUUUCCUGCCUAAUGUUACCUAAAAGGACUGUUACUCUAUGUACUUUGUAACCAUUCCAUUGGUAUGUACAGAAUGAUUGUGAUCAUAAUAUAUUAUAUGUUAUAGUUUUUUUAACAUAAAAAAAA